AUGGAUACGUCUGUAAACCUAUCAACUGGAGCAAAACUUCCAUUACUGGGUCUUGGGGACAUAGCAGAUGAAACGGCUCUGAAAUUGGCAUUACGUACUGCACUGGAUUUUGGUUAUCGUCUGAUAGAUACAGCUCAAGUUCAUGGCAACGAAGCGAUUAUUGGGGAUGUCCUUCGCGAGUUCUUUAGUAGUGGUAAAUUGAAGCGAGAAGAUAUCUUAAUUACCACAAAGUUACUUUUCUACGUUUGUGAACCUGAAGAUGUUGAAAAGUAUUUCGAUAGGCAGUUUAAUGACUUGCAGCUGGAUUAUGCCGGUUUUUAUUUUUUUCACUGCCCUUGUAUGACUGAGGUAGAACGUCAUAUUUAUUGGCCACAGCAUGGACCUUUUGAACUUUGCAAGAAACAUGGCAUAACAUUUACUGCCUGUGUCUUUCUUGGUUUUCCAGCUAGAACCGAUUGUGUUCCAGGUCACAAAUGGCCAGAAGGGAAGCCUUUGAAAGACAAAUCAGUGCUUGAACUUCCAAAAGAAAACGGUAAGACCCCUGCACAGGUUUUAAUACGACAUUUAAUUCAACGUGGUAUGGCAGCAAUUCCUAAGGGCACGAGGCCAGAACGAGUUUGUGAGAAUUGCAACGUACUUGAUUUCAAGCUCACAGAUGAUGAAAUGCACAAGUUAAAUAACAUGAGCACCAAAGUUCGCCUUUGUCCCUUCCAAUGGUGA
Molecule: messenger RNA, 720 nt
Organism: Enterobius vermicularis (human pinworm)
Lineage: Eukaryota; Metazoa; Nematoda; Chromadorea; Rhabditida; Oxyuridae
Source: the annotation of a GenBank genome assembly